Messenger RNA from Drosophila ficusphila, 843 nucleotides. It is a transcript of the gene Grx3, whose product is annotated as glutaredoxin 3. Lineage: Eukaryota; Metazoa; Arthropoda; Insecta; Diptera; Drosophilidae. Bases 92 to 742 code for a protein of 216 amino acids. The record is from RefSeq and is a predicted model, not a curated record. The transcript is spliced from 3 exons.
UCGCUUGGCAACACUCUUCCCCAGCUGAUAAUUCGGCCUGCAUUUUAUAAAUUUUGCAACCUAGAAAAUUUAAUUAAAAAUCAAAGAAAAUAUGCCCGUGGUAAACGUUACGGCCGCUGAGGAGUACCAAAAGUACAUUAAUGCCGACAAGACAACCGUAGCGCUAUUUGCCGCCGACUGGGCGGAGCAGUGUGGUCAAGUGAAAGACGCACUGGAGGAGCUAUCCAAGAUUACUGGCGAGAAACUCCAGUUCAUUAGCCUAAAUGCCGAACAAUUCCCUGAGAUUUCCAUGAAGCAUCAGAUUGAAGCCGUGCCCACAGUAAUCUUCUUUGUGAAAGGAUCCGCUGUGGAUCGCGUGGAUGGCGUAGAUAUUGCCGCAAUUAGUAGCAAAUCCAAGAAGUUGGCAGAAAGCGCUAGCAGUGCUGCGGCAACGGGACAAACGCUGGAGGACCGUCUAAAGGCUCUCAUUAAUACAGCACCGCUCAUGAUCUUUAUGAAGGGCGACCGAAAUGGACCACGCUGCGGAUUUUCCAAGCAGCUCAUCGCCAUUGUAAAUGACACCAACUUGCCCUACGAGACUUUUGACAUCCUGAGCGACGAGGAAGUUCGACAGGGGCUGAAGACAUACUCCGACUGGCCCACCUACCCGCAGGUGUACGUCAAGGGCGAACUUAUAGGUGGACUGGACAUAAUCAAGGAACUGCUGGCCAACAAUGAACUUGAGACCACGCUCAAGGGCUAAUUCCACCAGACUGCGACCUAUUCAUCAGACACCUCAAAUCAGGAUCAAAUUUUUUGCUAAGUCCUUUGACACUUUUGUAGUUUAAUAAAGGAUUUUAGCUA